AUGGAACAUCCCGUAUAUACAAUAUAUAUGUAUAAACGUACUCGUAUACGGGCGCUAAAGGUUUUCCUUGUUUUCCGCGGUGCGUGGGCGGCGGUUGCGAGGCGUCUGCGGGGGUGGUUUGGGGCACCGGUGUCGGUGCGGGUCGGUUACGGCGGCGGCGAGAGGGUCCGCUGUGGGCGACUCAGCUACAACUGUAUGGGUUAUACGACCGUGCAGUCAGACGGCAGCGGUGGAGUCGUUGGAGGUGGUGAAGGUGGGUGUGGAGGCGGUGGCGGCGUUGUAGCUAGUUCGAUUCAUUCCGAUCGCUUUACGGGCAAAAUGGCCGAUGGAACAGGCGCUGGACUUACCGCAGGAGAUGACACAGUGGUCGGAGGCCCAAAGACACCACAGCAAAUCGCGGCGCAAAAGCGAUUGCAACAAACACAAGCACAAGUCGAUGAGGUGGUGGAUAUUAUGAAGACGAACGUGAUGAAGGUACUGGACAGGGAUCAAAAACUCUCCGAACUGGAUGACAGAGCAGAUGCAUUACAACAAGGGGCAUCGCAAUUUGAACAACAAGCUGGAAAACUAAAGAGGAAAUUUUGGCUACAAAAUUUAAAGAUGAUGAUCAUAAUGGGAGUUAUUGGUCUUGUAAUAUUAGCCAUUAUAGUUGCUUGGUUUUCGGACGAAUAA
Molecule: messenger RNA, 672 nt
Organism: Macrosiphum euphorbiae (potato aphid)
Lineage: Eukaryota; Metazoa; Arthropoda; Insecta; Hemiptera; Aphididae
Source: the annotation of a GenBank genome assembly